Penicillium soppii is the source of this 855-nucleotide messenger RNA. Its product is annotated as alpha/beta fold hydrolase. The transcript has a single exon. The coding region runs from base 1 to 855 and encodes 284 amino acids. The record is from RefSeq and is a predicted model, not a curated record. NCBI's taxonomy places the organism in Eukaryota, Fungi, Ascomycota, Eurotiomycetes, Eurotiales, Aspergillaceae.
AUGCUACCUCAGUCUGGCGAGUUAAAAGUGAACGGUGCAACACUCUAUUACGAGACCCGCGGCAAGCCCGAGUAUCCUGCUCUGUUGCUUAUCAGUACGGGCAAUGGAACGGCGGUCUUCUUCGAACCGCUUGCACUUAUUCUGUCAAGCAACUUCUAUGUGAUUACUUUCGAUCGACGUGGAUUUUAUCGCAGCACGGUUAUGUCGCACGAAUCGUUCUCUGGUGAUAUUCUUGCAAAAAAUGCCGAAGACUGUGCUUGCAUCAUCGAGACGCUCGUGCCAGAUCGGUCUGCUUUUGUCUUUUCGUCGUCUGGAAGCACCACAAUCGCAUUGGACUUGCUUUGGAUCAAACCACACCUGGUAGCCAAAGUUGUUCUACAUGAGCCUAUUUUGACUGCCAUGCUUUCUUCCUCUGAUCGUAUCGGCCUCGAUGAUUUGCUGACUAAGACGACUCGGACUUAUCAAAAAUCAGGGUCUGCCGCUGCCAAUCGUCUUUUGAUGCCUGCUCUAAGCAGUAUAGCGGACAUUGCCCUGUUGAAAACAGCUCCCAUCCUGAAAAAACUCGUGUCACUACCCCACAGCCCAACAAAUGUAUAUUUUGAGCAUGAGAUAGAAGCCAUUUCCCAGUACCAUUUGGAUCUGGAAAGUCUUCAAGCACGGAAAGAUCAGAUUUGUCUAGGGAGGGGUGACAUGUCGUCUUCUCCAUUGGCCAUAUCACCCGUCACCAGACUCUCUUCUUUGUUGAACUCCAAUUUGAACACUUUUCCCGGUGGACAUCAUGGAUAUAUAACCCACGAAAGAUCAUUUUGCGAGAAGUUGGCUCAUGUAUUGAAGGACAGGAAGGAGGGUUUGUAG